AUGGUCAUAUUAGAUACUAAUUUAAACGAGGACGACGAGGACGAUUCCGUUCAAUACUACUACGGCGAAUGCGAUAGCCUCAUAGCUAAUUGUUGUAGUAAAACGCGUCUAGCAUCACCGUUAAAAUUUCGUACAAUAAAUCGACAACGAAGACAGUUGGCGUUCGAAAUGCUCAGACAGAUGAAAGUGCAGCAUCAACAAACAGGAAUUUUAUCAAAUAGGUCGAAGAGACGUAGAAAUAAAAAGCGUUUCUAUAGAAAACUUUGUUGUACUGAGUUGCACAUUAGUGAAAGUCGAUCAAGUGUUUAUUCUCCUACUUUGGCCGCUAAUAAAUACAAAUCUCGUCUUUCAUCAACUGGGCUUACCAAUGAACUUUACUUUGCAUCACACAAACCUGAUGGUGACUACGAAAAAACUCCACCGGUACUACUUCGCAACAAACGUCGUUCUCCACACGUAAACAGCACACCUCUUGAAGGUACACCCGUCUUAUCUCAUAAUCGUCGUCCGAUAUCUUCACCUGUACGUUCAACAACAUACGUUCUUCAACAGCACCAUCGAAUUAACAACACCAAUCAGACUCAUCAAACGAACGGUACAAGUAAAAAACAUUUAUCACCUGCAACUCAACACCGUCAGACAACACCGGUGAUAUUAAAUAAAACUCGGCAAAUACAACAACAACGUACAUAUUCGAAUCACGAAAGGUCAUCAUCAACAGUCAAUACAUCACCGAUAAGUCAACAAUUUACUUCUCGUGCACAUAUUACAUUAGCAUCCCAACGUACAACACCUACCGUUAAAAAUACACCGGCAAAGACGUCAACAAAUAUUUCAAGGUCUCCUCGAAUAUUACAUACGACACCUGUUCGUCCUUCUCGUCCAAUCGCACCUACUCCUGCAAUACCGAAUCAACAACGGUCACCUCAGGUUCAAAUUCGAUCACAAAAUAUUACACCGAGAAACCAACGAACAAUCUCCUCGUCUCCAACUACACCCAGCAAAAUCGUUCGUCCUCAGCGAACUGCAACAAAAUCACCUGAACAAUUACGAUCGGUUACCGGCACAAUCACACGUCCUCGACCAGCACAUACUGCCGUGAAUAAAUCGAAAAUGUGCACAACUAAUAAUCAGCCGAAAAACCGAAUACCUGCAGUUGUUGUUCAAUCACCAUGCUCCUCGGUAACAACAUCGCCUCGUGUUUCAGAUCUUGACGUACUAAUGGCUGAGAAACAAAAUAAUAAAGUAUCACCUAAUCAAAUCGAAGAGAAAUCUUCUGCUAUUUCGCCAUCACCUAUCGCUAACAACAUUCGACGAUCAUUAUUUUCUGCCAAUACCGUUAAGGUUGUUCGACCUGUUCGUAGUCAAGAACUGAAAACAUUUUCGUGUCACUUAACGACCCCAACGACAGCAAAAACGACGGUGUCACGCGAAAACCAUGAAUUGCAUAUUGACGAGACCGCAACAACAACAAGUUCAACAAUAUCGCAAACAAAAAUAGAACAUCCAUUACACAUCAAUCACACUUGCGAAACAAACGAUGAUUCUUCGUCAACAACUUCAGCCAUUCCACGUGACCUUUCUGCAGAUAGUCUCAAUGAACACUAUCAUAUUCGACAACUAUUGAAAAGCAAUGCAUCGAUCACAGUUAUGAGACAUGAUAGUACGACAAAUGAUUCCUCAGCUGACGAUAUUCAAUGUUCUUCAGGUGUGACAUCGUGGUCACGUAUUCGAUCAUCAUGCGAAAGUAAUCUAUCGCGUGCUCCGCCAUUGCCAAGUGAUACAUCAGCCAGUCCAGCCUUUUAUAAUGGUCCUGUACGACAAGAAGAUAUUCACAUGGCAAGUGACGGUCGAUACUUUCUUCUGAUCGAUGAUAAUAUAAGCAGUGAUGAAAGUCAAUUAAGUACAAAAUCGUUGUCAUCAUCGUCUAUAUCAUUACCGGAAUCACUAUCGCCACUACCACUACCACCACCGCCACCACCACUACAAUUCAAAACACCAUCGAUAAUAAUACCAACUACGACUGAGUGCAAAUCUGUGGCACAUCGCCUAGUGUUUCCCGAACGUCUUGGCCGAAUUUUGUUUUAUCGACGAACUCUAUCCGAUUCGGAUAUUUAUCAGAAACUUUGCUCAAAAGAUAAUGAAAUCAAUCAUAAUGUAUAUCAUUUAGAUACAAUACGAGAUUAUGCAAUGGAAUUCUACAUGCUUACAACAUAUGGAUCCGAUUCACAGUUACGUGCUUGGCUCGAUAGUCAUUAUGAUGAUACAGCGAACAAUACGUGUUAUUUCGACGAUAAUCGAUUUCAAUCUUAUGAUGACGAUGAUGAAGACGAUAAUGAUAUAUUAGAGAAACAUGAAAUGAAAAUAAUUGAAAGUAAUGAUAGUAUCGUACGAGAAGAAGACCCAAAUCAUUUGCAAAUCGAAGAAGAACUUGAUUGGUAUUCUGAACUUGAGUCAUUCAACCUCUUACCUACUAAUCACGAGUGGAAACACGAAAAUCUUUCUAGUUGUUCCAGUGACGAUCAUGUUGAAGAAUUAUUGCGCGCUGAACAGUUUUCUAUAUCGAGUUUAACUACAACAACUUCAGCUGAAUCUUCUUCGUGCUCCGCUUGUCUCAUAUCCGCUUCAUGGCCAACAGCCAAUGGCAUCCAUCAUCCAGUUCAUUCCAGUCGUUCGUCUCAAUCUCUCAGUUCGCCUCCGUCAUCAUCGAAACACACUGAUCAAAGUAAUAUAAUCCUAAAAGAAAUCCUCACAUAUCCAUGGACAAAUGAAAUAUCAGAUACAACGAUCGAUUCUCACAAAAAUGGUCACGAUCGCAUUGAAAACGGUCUGUCGACUUCCUCGAUUGUUUCCGAUGAAUUUCAACCGGAUUUCUAUUACCUAUGUCCAUUAAAAAAUACCACAAGUUUUCUUAAAACCGAUGAAAAAUCCAAUGGUAUUCAUAAACAACUAUCUCACGAUGCUUAA
Molecule: messenger RNA, 2967 nt
Organism: Adineta ricciae
Lineage: Eukaryota; Metazoa; Rotifera; Eurotatoria; Adinetida; Adinetidae
Source: the annotation of a GenBank genome assembly